AUGGCCCGCCAACGCGUACACGAUGACCCAUGCAACUCACAAGUCAUCGACAACCUGUACGACACAGACGCAUCUUUCUUCGCAGUAAGGGAUGCGGAUACUGACAACCUCCUUGAUAUAGACGAGGAUGUAUCCAGCUCAGAGAGCGGCGCGACGGACUUAGAGGACUUUAGUGACAACGAUUCUAACAUUACGGAUCAAGUCCACCUCUUUGUAGGGAAUGUUCAUCCGCUGGAUUACUACCAGAAGGCGCUACGAGAGUUCAACGAGAGUGCUUCUAACGGCGGAGAUUACAGUCCUGGAAGCACAGUGCUACUUGACGUAAUCGAGAAGCAGUGGCGGACGUUCUGCACCGACGUAGUGGGACGGGAUCCCAAGACUUGCUUUGAGUCUAUUGAUAUCCGUCUCCUCUACAACUUUUUCGAUUGGUCCUUGAACCAAAUGGUUGGUAAGAAUGGACAGAAAAAAAGGGGAACGAAGAAGAGCAGUUCACUAAGAACAAAUUGGAAGGUCUUUCGUCUUGUGUAUGAGACGGCUAUGGGUGCGAAGCUUGAUCCAAAAUUGAAUCGCAACAUGCAUAAGGUCUUGAGAUCACUAGCAAAGAAGUACAAAUUGAGCGACCAAAAGAGGGAAAACCGCUCUAUGACCAUUGACGACCUCAAAGCGCAGAUUGAGACGACACUGAGCACGACGAGGAAGUCGUUUGGCCUUGCGCGAGACCCCGACGGCGGGCCACACAAGCUUUUGAUCAAGUUUACUCUCGAGUUUAUUAAGACGUACCUUGGGACAAAAGAUGCUAAGACCUUCACGAUCCCCGAAACCAUAUUUGAUCCAUCUUUGUUUCUCAGCCCUUAUGUCUUCCUUCUUGGCAUCUUGUUCCAACAUCAAGCUUUCUGGGCUCCUAGUCUUGUCUCUCCUCGCCAUCUAGACGAUCUUGAUAUCUACCCCGGCGAGAAUGAGUUGCCUUUGCCACUCAGAGACGACCUCAAAGGCGUAUACAUAUUCCGCCGAGCCAUUACAACCUCUAUCGAGCUACAGAUAUCACCGGCAGAACCCAUCACCUAUGAAAUGAUGCCAGGAUGA
Anthostomella pinea is the source of this 1083-nucleotide messenger RNA. Lineage: Eukaryota; Fungi; Ascomycota; Sordariomycetes; Xylariales; Xylariaceae. The record is from the annotation of a GenBank genome assembly.